Molecule: messenger RNA, 576 nt
Organism: Nelumbo nucifera (sacred lotus)
Lineage: Eukaryota; Viridiplantae; Streptophyta; Magnoliopsida; Proteales; Nelumbonaceae
Source: RefSeq, a predicted model, not a curated record
AUGGACUUUAGUACAGAGGAUAAAUGGCAUUGGAAGUGGAAUCCUGAUGGGAUAUUCUCUGUUAAAUCUUUGGCGGCUAGGAUUGGUAGGAAGGGUGUUCCUGAUUUCCCAGUUCAGCAAGUGUGGAAUCCUAUCAGUCCGACUAAAGCCAGUUUCCUUGUUUGGACUAUGGCUCUUAACAAAUGCCUUUCCAAGGAGAACCUCGUAAGCAGGGGAAUUCAGAUUUUGGACCAGUCUUGCAGCUUAUGUGGGUGCAGUGCUGAAUCUACUGAUCAUCUGUGUUUACACUGCCCGUUCUUGGCUCAGUUGUGGAACCACCUCCUCAAGUUCUUGAAGGUUUGUUGGGUGAUGCCGAGGUCAGUAAAAAAGCUGUUAUGCUGCUGGCAUAUUGUGGGCUGGAGCAAGAAAAAGAAGACUUUAUGGAAAAUGAUUCCAAGUGCUGUAAUGUGGUGUAUCUGGACUGAGAGGAAUAGAAGGGUGUUCAGCAACAAGUUUCUAAGUCUGGAGGACCUAACCCAGAAGUUAGUUGGCAAGUUGAUUUCUUGGUUGUCCGUGGCGGCAGAUUUUAGAAACUGA